This is a messenger RNA of Anopheles gambiae (African malaria mosquito), 683 nucleotides long. RefSeq names its product hemocytin. The record is from RefSeq and is a predicted model, not a curated record. NCBI's taxonomy places the organism in Eukaryota, Metazoa, Arthropoda, Insecta, Diptera, Culicidae. Bases 21 to 683 code for a protein of 220 amino acids. Gene Ontology annotation, cellular component: extracellular region. The transcript is spliced from 2 exons. Gene Ontology annotation, molecular function: chitin binding.
AUUACUCUAUACCGUGUGUAAUGGCCUGCAGGAUGAGGUACGGUGCAGUGGUGCUGCUAGUGCUACUGGUGGCUGGCAGUCUCGCCAUGUACGCCACCAACAAUGAGCGCUGUACGUGCGCCCCCGGACCGCCGGACUAUCUCUGCCCGUCGGCACCGCUGCUGCAGGUGUACCUGCCGCACGAGCUGUACUGCACCCGCUACUACAAGUGUACCGAUGGGCGUGCGAUCGAGUUCCAGUGUCCUUACGGAUUGUACUUCGAUACGCAGAACAAUACCUGUACGUGUGACUUUACGCAGUGCUACCGGACAGAUCCCUGCAUCGUGUUCGUUGAUAGCUGCCGUUGCUGCAACCGACAGUUCGAAAACACGGGCCUGGCGCCGGAAAAUUUCUACGUCUGCUACAACGAUGGGUAUGCGGUGGCGACGACCUGCCCGGUAGCGCUCGAUCCCUGCACUGGCUCGCAGGUGCAGCUACAGUUUGUAAAUCAAAAGUGUGAGGUGCCACCGCCGUCUACUACCACGGUGGCUACCACGACCACGACAGCGGCCUCAACUACGACAACAACAACCGAGGCUACAACAACGACCACCACGGAAGCUACAACAACGACGACCACGGAGGCUACAACCACGACAACCACGGAGGCUACUACAACGACGACGGCGGCCCCGGUAGCAUAG